AUGGAGCCCGGGCCUGCUGCGAGAUCGCCACGCUCGUUGGAUCUACCGCGUAGAAUUCAAAAGCGACCUGGCACCACAAGAGAGCGCACAGGUUUUUCUUCCGAUGGCCAUGUACAGCCCGAUCCUCCUGGAUGCCCUGGUAGCAUGGGCCGGUGGGCAUUGUCACUAAGACAUGGGCAGUAUCAACGAGUUGCACUCGAGAGCCAUGGAUUGACAAUGAAGAACCUGAUUGGCUCGCUCGAGUCUCGAAAGAGCUCGUUUGAAAUGAAUCUAGCGACGCGUCUUGCUCUUUGCUCGAUGGAGAGCAUUAUGCUAGGCCAGGAUGGUGCAUGGUAUACACAUCUUGCUGGUGCAUCGGGAAUCAUCCAGUCCCUUCAAGCUGUGCCCGAGGAUGGCCCGGAUGGGAUCUUGUCCAAGUUCAGUGACUAA
Molecule: messenger RNA, 429 nt
Organism: Aspergillus wentii DTO 134E9
Lineage: Eukaryota; Fungi; Ascomycota; Eurotiomycetes; Eurotiales; Aspergillaceae
Exons: 2
Coding region: 1-429 (142 amino acids)
Source: RefSeq, a predicted model, not a curated record